CCUUGCUAGUGCGCAGACUCUAGUGUAAAAGCCAGUAGGGCGCGCAAUGGCAACGAGAGACAUUGACGUGGAAUUACAGUCCGCUCUUCGUAUUUUCAAUUAUGAUGACUUCCGGGAGGGUCAACUUGAAGCCUCUAGGGCCAUCCUAAGGGGAAAAGACGUCUUUGUCCGCAUGAAAACUUCUGGCGGGAAAUCUCUCUGCUACCUUGUACCAGCGCUAGUCAUGCCAGGAUCUUGUAUAGUUGUGAGCCCAUUGAUAUCUUUGAUGGACGACCAGGUGAGUAAGCUAGAGGAAAAGUCCAUCUCUGUCACUCGAGUGGCUUCUCUGGCAGAUGAUGUACUUCUACAGGAUAUGUGUUUGGAGAAGUUCAAACUGAUUUACAUGUCACCUGAAGCUAUCACAGCAAAGUUUUGGAGAAACGCUAUUAGUCACAAAUUGAAGGAUGUUCUGUCUUUUAUUGCAAUAGACGAAGUUCACUUAAUUGAAGAUUGGGGUGCCACCUUUCGUCCUUCUUACAAGGAGCUCAAUUUUAUCAGGUCCUGCCAGCCGUCUAUCCCGCUCAUGGCCCUCUCUGCAACAGCCCCAACCCAUCUUAUUUUUUCUAUUACUCGAGAGCUGAACAUGUUUGACUAUGUGCUAGUGUCCGCUCCCUUGAACUGCCCCAAUCUGUUCUUUUCUCUGGAUUCGUCACAUAGUAUGUUUUCUGUUUUUUCCUCCUUGUCUUCCAUGUUAUCGUCAACGAAUUCUCCGGAAAGUAUUCCCAAGACUCUGAUAUUCUGUAGGUCUAAAGAUACCUUGUACAAUGUGUAUGUCUACCUUAUUAGAAGCUGUAACAACGCUACCAAGGGUUAUGUUGGCCAGUACCACGCAACCAUGACUUUGCAAGGACGGUCACAGCAUUACCGUGAUUUUAAGAGUGGGAGGCAAAGAGUGAUGGUUGCAACCAGUGCUUUUGGCUUGGGAAUCGAUAUCAAUGACAUUACUGAAGUGAUAUUGUUUAGUGUUCCAAACAAAGGUUCAGAGUUAGUACAGCUGGCAGGUCGUGGAGGCAGAGACCCUCGGCGUUUGUGCCUGGUUCGUUUUGUGGUCCGGCCUCAAGAUCUUAGAGACAGUGAUAGUGCAGUUGUCAAACUAGCAUCAAACACAGCUUGUUUGCGAAAAGUUAUUCUUCGUGAGAUUUUGCAAUCUGAAGAGCACAUACACGCUAGUGACUUUUGCUGCUCUUUCUGCUCCUCUGUCGAGCGCCCAUCUGCAUUUUCAUUGGAGCUGCCAUCUGCAAGCACUGUUUCUUGUAGUUCUCAUAGAUCUGGAACACUGAGAUCACGGCGAAUUCUGGCUGUGCAAAGGGCUGCUUUAAAAAAAAAUUUAGUUGAAUUUAGAGGAAUGGCUGGUGGCACACGAUUUAAACGAAGGGGUUUAGAUGGAGUGUUGUCCAUGGCAGUGAUUGAUAACGUGCUGAAGAAGUGUAACAGAAUCAUUUCUGAAGAUGAUGUACAAUCAACAGGUGUGAUGCCAGAGUUUACAACACCUGUAUAUCAAAUGAUCGAGCGUCACAUUCCCAUAACCAUACCCCAAAGUGUUCCAACAGUUACACGUGCUAGCAGAAGCAUAGCUUCCUGUAGAGAAUCUUUAUUGGAAGACAUUACUAAUUGUCUGUAA
Messenger RNA from Corticium candelabrum, 1660 nucleotides. RefSeq lists its product as uncharacterized. The transcript is spliced from 3 exons. NCBI's taxonomy places the organism in Eukaryota, Metazoa, Porifera, Homoscleromorpha, Homosclerophorida, Plakinidae. Gene Ontology annotation, cellular component: chromosome; nucleus; cytoplasm. The record is from RefSeq and is a predicted model, not a curated record. Gene Ontology annotation, biological process: double-strand break repair via homologous recombination. The coding region runs from base 47 to 1660 and encodes 537 amino acids. Gene Ontology annotation, molecular function: nucleic acid binding; 3'-5' DNA helicase activity; ATP binding.